Messenger RNA from Linum tenue, 591 nucleotides. The record is from the annotation of a GenBank genome assembly. NCBI's taxonomy places the organism in Eukaryota, Viridiplantae, Streptophyta, Magnoliopsida, Malpighiales, Linaceae.
AUGGAGGUGUUGAAGGAAGCGUGCUCCGAGUACGGAUUCUUCAAGAUAGUAAACCACGGCGUCCCCAUCGGGCUCAUCGACCGCGCCCUCGAAGCUUCCGCCACGUUCUUUGACCUCCCCGACGACGAGAAAUGGAAGUUCAGCGCCCUGCCCGGCAGCUAUUUGCCGGCGGGAUACAGCCAACACCAGCCCGUCUAUUCGCUCGACAAGAACGAGACCCUUUCCAUGUUUCCUCCUUCUUCCGCCUUCAACGUCUUUCCCACAAACCCUCCCGACCUCAGGGAAGUGAUGGAAGAGGUGUUCUCGUGCCUGAGCAAGACCGGAGGCUUGAUCGAGGGCAUAAUCAACGACUGCUUGGGUCUCCCCACCGGAGUGAUCCAACAAUUUAACUCAGACAGGAACUGGGAUUUCAUGGUCGCUCGCCGGUAUUUCCCGGCAACGGAGGAGGAAGACAGAGGCAUCACAGCCCACCAAGAUGGCAACUCCCUCACCUUCGUCAUACAAGACGACGCCGGAGGGCUAGAGGUCUGCAAAAACGGAGAGUGGAUUCUGGCCACUCCGACACCGGGCGCCAUCAUCGUCAACGUCUGA